AGCACCGCAAAGGGGCUUACCACCAGACUAACAUAGUCCGGCAUUGCAGUUGGAUUGGUAGCACUUGUGCGACUGAAAUUGCAGUUUUGAUUUGUGGAUCCCCUCUGUGAUGGUUGCGGUUUGAGAUUAAAGUCUUCUGUCAUUUGGUUGGCAGCCAAUCGCAGUUCCUCGGAUGCGAGGGAGAUGGUAUCAGGGCUUUAGGGAGCUUGUAGAUUACAGCUACUGCAUGGUUGGCCUCUGUGAACUUGUGUUUACUGUCGAGUAAGCACUGAGGGAAGGAGGCGAUGGAGUGCAUUUUUGUUCGUGGUGCUGCGCGCUGUAGUGGCGUAGGGAUUGGGACACAUGUAGCGGCAGAGAGACAUCAACACAGCAGCAGUGCUAAGGAAUGCAUGUUUUCCAACACUAAGAAGGGCGGGCAUUUGAAGCAGUUUGGAAAUGGAGCUUCUAUUGGCGGUUAUUCGCUAGGAUCUUUUAAACCUGUUAUUUCAUGCCGAGCUGUAAAAACAGCGGUGGAUGCACCAGCUAUUGAAGACCAAGAGUCUACUCUGGGACGAUCUCAAUUUCUGGAGGCUGCGCAACGAGGAAACCUGGUGCCGGUGUAUCGGCGCAUUUUCGCUGAUCAUCUCACACCAGUAUUGGCAUACCGGUGCUUAGUGAAAGAGGAUGACAGAGAAGCUCCGUCCUUUCUCUUUGAGUCCGUUGAAAAUGGGAAAAGCAUUAAUAUGGGAAGAUUCAGCAUGGUCGGAGCUCAGCCUUCAAUGGAGAUCAUUGGAAAAGAGGAUCGCAUCAUCAUAUUGAAUCACGAGGAAGGUACCCGUAUAGAGAAGCAAUCUGACAAUCCCCUGAACGAGCCCCAAGAAAUUGCAUCAAAGUGGAACCCAGUGAAGAUUGACAGUCUUCCGGAUGUCUUCUGUGGAGGAUGGGUGGGGUACUUUUCAUAUGACACUGUGAGGUAUGUGGAGAAAAAGAAAUUGCCCUUUUCUUCAGCACCCAAUGAUGAUCGAGGUUUACCUGACAUCCACCUUGGACUUUACAACGAUGUACUGGUUUUUGAUCAUGUGACUAAGUUGGUGUAUGUGUUACAUUGGGUUCAUGUGGACCGGUUUGAUAGCCCUGAGUCCGCUUACGAGGACGGGUGUAAAAGACUUGAGCUUUUGGUGGCUCGCCUACAAACCCCUGGAGGGGUCAAACUUUCAAGUGGAUCGGUGGAAUUGUCCAUUGGACAAUGUGGCCAGAGAACAGCUAAAUCAAAUUAUACCCCCGAGCAAUUUAAGGAUUCUAUUUUGCAAGUGAAGGAGCAUAUAUUGGCAGGUGACAUUUUUCAACUGGUCUUGAGCCAGAGGUUUGAGAGGCGAACAUUUGCAGACCCUUUUGAGGUUUACAGGGCUCUGCGUAUCGUAAAUCCUAGUCCAUACAUGAUCUACCUUCAGGCACGGGGUGCCAUAAUGGUGGCUUCUAGUCCGGAGAUACUUACCCGCAUUGCAGAGAGGACUGUGGUGAACAGGCCACUAGCAGGAACACGCAGGCGAGGGAAGACGCCAGAUGAAGACAUGGCGAUGGAGAAGGAUUUAUUAGCAGAUGAGAAGGAAUGUGCGGAGCACGUCAUGCUUGUGGACCUAGGUCGCAAUGAUGUUGGAAAGGUUUCCAAGGCGGGUACGGUGAAGGUUGAAAAGUUGAUGGAGGUGGAGCGGUAUUCACACGUGAUGCACAUCAGUUCCACGGUUACAGGAGAGCUGUUGGACGAGCUUUCUAGUUGGGAUGCACUACGAGCAGCGUUGCCAGUCGGCACUGUCAGCGGGGCUCCUAAGGUAAGGGCGAUGGAGCUAAUUGACAAGUUAGAGCCAACUAGAAGAGGCCCUUACAGUGGUGGCAUUGGCGGCGUCUCCUUCACUGGGCAGAUGGACAUUGCAUUAGCUCUACGUACAAUGGUGUUCCCGACGCAAAGGAACGACACGAUGUAUUCUUACAAACAGGCCAAUAGCCGCAGAGAAUGGGUUGUCCACCUACAGGCUGGUGCUGGAAUAGUAGCGGAUAGUGACCCCGAGAGCGAGUACCAGGAGACGGUGAACAAGGCUGCUGGGCUUGCUCGUGCAAUUGAUCUUGCAGAAUCUGCUUUCGUUAAGAUUGACACAUGAAUGUCUACCGAAGCUUCGUUGUUAUUACAAAAACUGUAAUGCUUACCAUGAACGUAUUCAUAGUUCUGUAAGGAAUCGAUUUCUUGGGCUAGUUUCUCUACAUUUUUGUCUUACUCAGUGACGAGGUUGAUUCAAGUUACGUAUUAUGGAAAGAUCGGUACUUCAAUCCUUCUAGAAUUAAUUUAGAACGACGUCUAAACAAUGCCAUUCCUUUAUUCGCAAGAUGGAGGUGAUCAGGUGGGUAGUAUUUCUAUAGAAGGCUGAUCGAGGAGAAGCGAUGCUCGCUGCACUGAAUACUUUCUGCAUUGUAAUGAAAAGUACGGAGAUACGGUUUGUGGAGUAGAUGGACGGUGCAACUCGCCUAGGAAUUUACUGUGAUAUAUGUUCUAUGAGGUCUUGAUGUUUAAAUCAGACACAAGGUUAUGGCUUUUCGUGACAGAUUUCUUACAGAACAUUUCUUAUUGUCCGGAGAAGAUUGCUACUGUCUACGUCUAAGAGAUAAUUCAUUUUUCCGGGUGAAGAAAAGUGGAUUACUGGCAAUAGUAUGUGGAGCAUAAAUUAUCGAUAUUUGUGGUUUAAAAUGUAGUGACAAGUAGAAUGAUGCUCAAUUUUACAGUAUGUUUAUAAGUUUAGGGUGAGGGUUUGGAUUUGCCCACAAUUUGUUAGGUGGCUGCGACUUUGUUCUCAUUCAUUGUAUUUAUUUUUACAUAUAUUUAUAUACAUAUUUACACAUA
Physcomitrium patens is the source of this 2869-nucleotide messenger RNA. Its product is annotated as anthranilate synthase alpha subunit 1, chloroplastic. NCBI's taxonomy places the organism in Eukaryota, Viridiplantae, Streptophyta, Bryopsida, Funariales, Funariaceae. The record is from RefSeq and is a predicted model, not a curated record. Gene Ontology annotation, molecular function: anthranilate synthase activity. Gene Ontology annotation, biological process: L-tryptophan biosynthetic process.